Messenger RNA from Soboliphyme baturini, 573 nucleotides. The record is from the annotation of a GenBank genome assembly. NCBI's taxonomy places the organism in Eukaryota, Metazoa, Nematoda, Enoplea, Dioctophymatida, Soboliphymatidae.
AUGUCUUUGGCUUGGCCUUAUUCCAACGUGCAUUUCGCGAGUUACAUGCUGAACGCUGCUUCGACGACGACUGCCCCACCGUACGCCUGUUCACCUUGCACACAUCAGCAAACACCGCUGAACUACUAUCAAAACAUGUGGAGAUCAACGUUGCAAGAAAGAGUCCGUUUCAACAGGCUGUUGCAGUGCAACCUUUUUCCUGGAUUUCCGCAUGAUGUCGACAAUCCGUACUCAGUGCUGCCUUCAACCAGCUGCAGCAGCAGCGGCUCGCAACUAAAAUUUGAAGGCUCCCCCAACUUCUUUCCGUCGGCACUGCCCUUGCCGCAAAGUUACUUCUUCCCUCCGCCAUCGAUCACCAAGCAGCGAACCACCGGCGACCCUGCCCUCACGCUAUCCCCAACGACAGACCUCCUCUUCUCGUUGGACAGGAGCGACCCAAACGGUUGUCAGUUUGCCAGAGACGUUGCCGAUGUGACGAAAAACGUCAAAAAUGUUAACCUCAUUGAGGAAACCAACUUUCGGGUCCCUUAUUGCUCCACGCCCAAAUCAAUUCGUGAAAGUGCCAAGACAUGA